UCGAAAGCCGCUGACGUAAGCACAAAUUCAAGUCUGUUGAUUAGCCGUAACUCCUCACCUGCUACAACUUCGAGGCAACUCUGAUUCGGAUCGUCAUCAAAAUGGCAGAUCAAGCAGGACCCUCGAUACCGAAGCAGUUGAAAAAGCCACGAAAGAAUGUGAAGCACGGUUUGCGACUGGCGAAAGCCAAAAGGCUCUCGGAGAAGCAGCAGAUUGAAGCUUUGGAACGUGCAGUGGUGGAAUUCGAACCACGAGACGGUCUUCAAGCUUUUUCUGAUCUUCCUAUUUCCGAAUUCUCGAAAAAAGGACUCAAAAAGUCGUUCUUCGUUAAGAUGACAGAAAUUCAAGUCACUAGUAUACCAAUCUCUUUGAAGGGCAAAGAUGUACUUGCGGCUGCUCGCACUGGUAGUGGAAAAACUCUUGCUUUUCUCAUUCCAACACUGGAGAUACUUUACAGAAGAAAAUGGGGCCCCCAGGAUGGUCUGGGCGCGGUAAUAAUUUCACCGACGCGUGAAUUGGCUGUACAAAUUUUCGACGUCUUGCGUUCCGUUGGAGCUUUUCACUCAUUUUCUGCAGGGCUCGUGAUAGGUGGAAAAAACCUAAAGGAUGAGAGGGAGCGGCUCGCUCGAAUGAAUAUUCUGGUCGCCACACCAGGUCGACUGCUGCAGCACAUGGAUCAGACAUUCGGUUUCGAGUGUGAUAACUUGCAAGUUCUCAUUCUGGACGAAGCGGAUCGCAUCCUAGACAUGGGAUUUGCCAAGACAUUAUCCGCACUACUUUCUCACCUUCCGAAAUCACGCCAAACUCUACUUUUCUCGGCUACACAAACCCAGUCUGUGUCGCAAUUAGCUCGCUUGAGUCUCAAAGACCCUGUCCUCAUCGGCGUGGAUGGAGCUGACAGCUCAUCGGCUACUCCCCUCUCCCUUGUGCAGUACUACUCCGUCUGCACGUUGGACAAAAAGCUUGAUGUCCUGUGGUCAUUCAUCAAAACUCACCUACAUUCUAAGGUCCUCGUCUUCUUGUCAACUGGGAAGCAAGUUCGUUUUGUUUUCGAGACUUUUUGCAAGAUGCAUCCUGGAAUACCGCUACUGCAUCUGCAUGGGAAACAGAAACAAUCUGCCAGACUAACGAUGUACACUCGAUUUACAUCUUCUCAACACGCGGUACUAUUCGCCACUGACAUAGCUGCGCGCGGCUUGGACUUUCCUUCGGUCGACUGGGUUGUGCAGGUCGAUGCUCCAGAGGACGCUGAUACCUACAUCCAUCGAGUGGGCAGAACAGCGCGUUAUGAGAGCUCCGGCAGUGGCUUGCUACUCCUCAUGCCCAGCGAGGAACAGGGCAUGACAGCCGCACUAGAGAAGAAAAGUAUCAAGAUUGAAAACAUCAAGAUUAGACCUAGCAAAACCCAGAAUAUACAAAACCAACUCCAGAAGCUCUCUUUUCAGGAGCCAGAGAUCAAGUAUCUCGGGCAACGUGCUUUUGUAUCCUAUGUCCGUUCUGUCCACCUUUACAAGGAUAAAUCGAUAUUCAAAGUUGACGAGCUUCCCGUGGAGAAAUUCGCCGAGUCUCUUGGGCUGCCGGGCGCGCCAAAGAUCAAGUUUUUAAACAGAGAACUUGUAAAGAAGCAAAAGAACUCGUCUCGAACGGUGGCAGCUAUUCAGGCUGAAAUUGAAGCGGAGGCUAAGCAAGGGUCUUCUGAUAACGAAGAUGACUCUGAAGAAGCUGCUGUGUCGUCCGAUGACGAUGCGUUAACCAACACUGCUCUUACUCCGGACUCUGAGGUCAAGGGUGAUCCAAAGCUUCCCAUGUCUACUAAACCCGGUGUGCGUACGAAAUAUGAUCGAAUGUUUGAGCGCAAAAAUCAAAAUAUUCUUUCUGCGCACUAUUCGAAAUUAAUUGAUCAUGGCGAUGCGGUUGAUGACGAUGAAGACUUCAUCACGCUCAAGCGCUCAAAUCAUGACUUAUCUGACACUGACGCAAACCCGGAGAUAGACAACCUGUCGAAGAGGAAGCUCAAGCUGUCCAGAACAAAACGUGCAGUUGCUAAGUAUGGCCAAUUGGGACAUAAGUUGGUAUUCGAUGACGAGGGGAACCCUCACGAAAUUUACGAAAUGGUGGACCCCGCAGAAUUCUACAAAGGGGGUCUGAAAGGGGCGAAGGAAGCUGGGAAGGCCUUUGUGGAAGGGGAGAAGGAAAAGUUGAAGGGUGCAGAUGUGGCUGAUAAAAUGGAAGCUAAGGACAAAAAACGCGAAAAGAAACGCAAGCGGAAGGACCGCGAGAAUGGUGUUGAUCGUGAUGAUGCCCAUGGGGGAGCUAUUGCGGAACUUGCACCCCCUGUUGAGGAGGGGUAUAUGUCCCCUGAAUUUGACCUGCCGUCCGAAGAUGAUGUGCAGGACACGUUGCCGCCGCCGCCACUCAAGCGGAGUAAACGUUCAGCUUCAACCAAAACAUAUUCUAGUGGCCUUGAAGACGAGGAAGAGUUUGCACUUCGGCUGCUACGUAACCGCAGAUAG
Messenger RNA from Suillus subaureus, 2513 nucleotides. RefSeq names its product P-loop containing nucleoside triphosphate hydrolase protein. The coding region runs from base 102 to 2513 and encodes 803 amino acids. Gene Ontology annotation, cellular component: nucleus. The transcript has 8 exons. Gene Ontology annotation, molecular function: RNA helicase activity; ATP binding; nucleic acid binding. Gene Ontology annotation, biological process: rRNA processing. Lineage: Eukaryota; Fungi; Basidiomycota; Agaricomycetes; Boletales; Suillaceae. The record is from RefSeq and is a predicted model, not a curated record.